AUGGAUGGAGGCUUCACAAUCUUGGCACCAUCCAACGCGGCCUUUGAGAACAUUCCCAACACGGUCAUGAGCAGUGUAUGGAACGCAAACGACACCAAAGUCACUGUACCACUGAUGCUGUACCACGUGCUAUCGACGCAACUGUCAAUGGCGACGCUGCCCAGUGACCAGGUGCACGCGACAACACUUCUUACCGAUCCGGCGUGGACAACGCUGGCAGGAGGCCAGGGCGUGCUCAUCAACCGGCAACCCGGGAACCUCGUCGUCUUUGUGUCGGGCGGCGGGGCGCGCAGCCUGCUCAAGGCCGUCGAUAUACCUUUCAAGGGCGGGCUGAUUCAGGUGAUUGACAACCUGCUGGUCCCGCCGGGACCGCUCAACGCGACGCUCGAGGACUUUCAGGACCUCUCGUUUCUCGGCGCGCUGUACGCGGCCGGGCUGUACGAUCAAGUCGCCAACAACAAUGGGACCAACGGUACAAUGGCGGGAGGGGCCGGCGGCGGGAAUUACACGUUUUUCGCACCCUCGGUCCCGGGGCUCCAGGUCGUCAAUGGCACGCUGAGCAACCUGACCACGGCGCAACUACGCCGCGUCAUGCAGUACCACAUUGUGCCCUCGGCGGUGCUCCCAUCGACAUCACUAGAGAAUGGAACACAUUACACAACUCUGCUGGGCGCCUCGGGCCCCGCCUUGCAUGUUCACCGGUCGGGCAACAACCUCUACGUCAACUCGGCGCAGGUCAUCCAGUCAGACAUAUUGCUGGAAAACGGCAUUCUGCACAUUCUGGACAAUGUGCUCAACCCCGACGUCCCGGACGCGGCGCCCAACUCCAACGGAACCGCCGCGCAGAUGCCCGUCUUUUCCGGCGCCGUCAACGCGAGCACCAUGGUCGUGACAGACUUGCCCUUUACCACGGCGCUGCCGUGUACCGCCAGCUGCUCCGUCCUGACAAUGGCGACGACCGUGAGUGCGAGUGCAGGCAACAGCAGCAGCAGUUUCGUGAUGAGCGCGGCUACCAGCGCCAACGGGACGAAAAGUAGCACGGCCACAGAUCUCGCGACCAGCAGCAGCAAAGCCGGAGCGGCGGUAUUGCCUCGGUGUAAAGGCUUGGGCGUAUUGGGCGCAAUGGGAUUAGGUGCCGUAGGACUGGUAUUAGAGCUUUAA
This is a messenger RNA of Pestalotiopsis fici W106-1, 1161 nucleotides long. RefSeq lists its product as uncharacterized. Bases 1 to 1161 code for a protein of 386 amino acids. NCBI's taxonomy places the organism in Eukaryota, Fungi, Ascomycota, Sordariomycetes, Amphisphaeriales, Sporocadaceae. The record is from RefSeq and is a predicted model, not a curated record. The transcript has a single exon.